This is a messenger RNA of Bipolaris victoriae FI3, 570 nucleotides long. RefSeq lists its product as hypothetical. The record is from RefSeq and is a predicted model, not a curated record. The transcript has a single exon. The coding region runs from base 1 to 570 and encodes 189 amino acids. Lineage: Eukaryota; Fungi; Ascomycota; Dothideomycetes; Pleosporales; Pleosporaceae.
AUGGCGCCUCGCACUGAGCAUGAGCCCGAAAAGCAUCACCGCAUCAACCCUGGUGCUAGAGAUCGUCAAUAUCUCAACGCACACACUGGUGCUGGUGUCAAUAAACAUCGCCCUGUCAGCGGUAGAGGAAACAACCGCGCCAGUUCUGCUUACCAAACAAGCCACCGCCAUACUCAUGUCUCGUCUCCCGAUGUACGUGCCGUAGAGCAUCCCAAGAUCCACGACGACAGCAAUGUCACUGGCAAACUUCAUACCCAGCACUACAACACUCAUCUUCAUCUUCCCAACAACACUGGCCCCAGCUCUCCAACCACCACCACCACCGCUACUCCCCGUCCUCUCACCACCAAACCCCCCAGCACCAGCAUCAUCACCAACCGCAACAUCAUCCCCGUCCCCAGACCCCCUCUCCUAGCCAAACGCCGCCGCUGCAUCGACCCCGUCAAGCGCGCCUUCACAAACCACAAUCUACGUGCCAUCAUGGCGGAUAAACCGUGGCCGACGCAGCGCAAGAAGGCGAGUGCAGAGAAGAUGGUGUUGAAGAUGGGGAUGAGGAGGGAGUAUAAGUAG